This is a messenger RNA of Paramisgurnus dabryanus, 9028 nucleotides long. RefSeq names its product insulin-like growth factor 2 receptor (gene igf2r). Gene Ontology annotation, biological process: lysosomal transport. Gene Ontology annotation, molecular function: signaling receptor activity; D-mannose binding. Gene Ontology annotation, cellular component: trans-Golgi network. The record is from RefSeq and is a predicted model, not a curated record. NCBI's taxonomy places the organism in Eukaryota, Metazoa, Chordata, Actinopteri, Cypriniformes, Cobitidae.
AUGUGACCGCAAGUGGUUCCUGCUACACGGCGAUGAUUAGUAAUCAGCCAGGACUGCUGUAUCAUGUCAAACCGUGCGCAUUAAUUUAUUUAUUAAUGUAAAACAUGGGUCAUUUACGUAUUUGUGUUUCGGCAUUCCUUCGUCAAAUCUGUACUACUGUAAUAUUUGCGUUCAUACUGCUUCAGUAUUUCCCUUCAUCAGCGGGCUCGGUUGACAAUCCAUGGUACCAGGAUCUGUGCAGUUACAAAUGGGAGGCCAUUGACCAGGACAGCAAUGUGAGAUACACACUGAAGCUUUGUGAAUCCUCACCAAACACGGGUUGUGGAAAAGACAGUGCUGUUUGUGCUCAAAACCUUCAAAAUGGACAGAACCAGUCAGUAGGUGAGCUCUCUUUACAAAAGGUCUCGCCCACUGUGCUGGAUUUCAACAGCUCGAAGAAAUGCGACGGCACAAGCAAUCCCAUUCAAAGCAGCAUCACCUUUCAAUGCGGCAAAACCAUGGGUACACCGGAGUUUGUCACCGUUUCCGAGUGUGUGCAUUACUUUGAAUGGAGGACGUAUGUCGCCUGCAAAAAAGAUACAUUCAAACCACAAAAAGAGGUCCCCUGCUAUGUAUUUGACUCAGAUGGGAAGAAACAUGACCUCAACCCUCUAAUUAAAAUAAAGGACGGUUACCUGGUUGAUGACUCGGACAAUGACAUCGAUUUUUACAUUAACAUAUGCAGAAGUCUAGACCGAGAUGAAAGUUCCUGUCCUCAAGGUUCUGCUGCUUGUCUCAAAACCAGCAGUGGGUCCUUUGACAUGGGUCACCCGGCCCAACAGCUUGAGCUCAUCUCUAAUGACAAGCUGAGGCUGCGGUACGAGGUAGUAAACCAAGAAAUCCCAAAGUUCUGUGAUGGCCACAGUCCGGCAGUGACUAUAACAUUCAUUUGUCCCUCAACGAGACAAGCGGGAAAUAACCCUAAAAUGAUAAGCAACACAAAUUGUCGGUAUGAGAUCGAGUGGGUGACCGAGUACGCCUGCCACAGAGAUUAUCUGGAGAGUCACGACUGUAAACUUACCAGCGAUCAGCACGAUAUCGCAAUCGACCUCACUCACCUGACACACGGCUUAUCAGAUAAGGCCUAUUCAGCCAAGGCCCAAAGUGGCAAGGACACGUACACCUUCUAUCUCAAUGUGUGCCAAGCGAUCAGCGCUGAUCAAUGUGAUGAUGGGAAGGGUUACGUAUCCGCCUGCCAGGUGAAAGAAUCUGGUGACAUGAAGAAGAUUGCUGGGAGAUAUCAGAACCAAACACUGAGGUAUUCUGAUGGAGAUCUCACGCUCAUCUAUCCAGACGGCAGCAGGUGCACCAGUGGAUUUCAGCGCAUGACCAUCAUUAACUUUGAGUGCAACGCAACCGCUGGAAAUGGCGAGCCGGUUUUCACAGGAGAAUCUGACUGCACAUAUUACUUUGACUGGGAGACCGCGUACGCAUGUGUAAAGGAGAAGGAGGACCUGCUGUGUGAAGUCAAAGACAAGAAGAAGCGCUACAAUCUUUCACCUCUAUCACGCUUUCCAGAAUCAAGUGGAUCUCAGAAUUGGGAGGCUGUGGAUGCCGUUGCCAGAGAUUCUGAUAAGAAGAGAUUUUACGUCAACGUUUGCCAUAAAAUUAUAAAGGACAACGCGACAAACUCUUGCCCUGAGGAUGCAGCAAUAUGUGCAGUAGGUCAAGGAAAAAGUAUGAGUUUGGGAAGAUUUCUCAUUUCUCCGCAAAAAGCGCCUGAAGGGGACGAUAUCCGCCUCAUAUACACCGACGGAGACGAAUGCAGGAAAAACAAGAAGUUUAAUGCCAUUAUCACUCUGAAGUGUAAGCCAGGAGAUGUUGAGAGCGCUCCUGUCAUGAGGGGCGUGUCUGGUGACGGCUGCACUUAUGAGUUUGAGUGGUUCACCGCCUCGGCCUGUGUCCUGUCUAAAACGGAGGGCGAUGACUGCCGGGUGGAAGACCCGCAAGCAGGAAUUUCGUUUGAUUUGUCACCCCUGCGGAAACCUAGCGAAAGCUAUUACAACGUUUCCAGUGACAAGUAUACAUACUUGAUUAAUGUAUGUGGCGGUGUGAAGGCUGCAAAGUGUCCUGAAACUGCAGGUGCCUGUCAAGUGGACCAGAGUGGGGUGAGCUCCUGGAAUCUCGGCGAGUUUAACUCCAAACUGUCUUACUAUGACGGACUGAUCAAGUUGACUUACAGAAAUGGCUCGCAGUACAACAACGAGCAACACACGCAGCGUUCCACACACAUCUCUUUCCUGUGUGACAGAUUGGCCGGCCCGGGCAAACCCGAGUUUCAGGUUGAAGACGAGUACACGUACAAUUUCAAGUGGUAUACAUCUUAUGCCUGUCCAGAAAGACCGCACGAGUGUGUUGUGACGGAUCCCAUAACACUACAGCAGUAUGACCUGUCCAGAUUGUCUGUAUCUAAUGGUGGCAGAAACUGGCAGGUCAUGGAGACGUCUGACCCCGGCGGGCCGAAAUACUACAUCAAUGUCUGCCGGCCCGUCAAAACCGUGCCUGGCUGCGACAGGAGAGCUUCUGUCUGCGAAAUGAAACUUGAAGCUGACACGGAGAAAGUGGAGGUCAGUAAUUGGGGGGUCGCAAAUCAAGGCCCGGUGAUUGUAGAGGAGAACCAGCUAAUGUUGACCUACACGAACGGCUCGGCUUGUGUGGCGGAGGACGGUGUGAUCACCACACACACAACCCGCAUACACUUCGUCUGCUCAAAAGGGAUGGCGCGAACCGGUCCACGAUUUGUGGUGAAACAGAAAUGCGUUGUUGAUUUUGUUUGGGAGACAGAAGCAGCCUGUGCCAUCUCAACUGUUGUGGACACAAACCAGACAUGCUCAGUAAAAAAUCCCAACACUGGUUUUGAAUUCAACCUUCAGCCUCUGGCUACCAAGGAAGGAUACAAUGCCACAGGUCAUGGAAAAGACUUUGUAGUGAACAUCUGUGAUUCUGUGGAUAAGUGUGGAACACUUAAUGAUAAACCUGUGGCCGGCUGUGAGAUAGAUGAAGGGAAACCUGUGAGUCAGGUUGGAGGUCAACGUUCUCUUCAAUUCUCCACCGAUGGCUCGCUCACUCUCACUUACAAAGGGUCCUUGGACACAUCAACAGGAACAAAUGACACCUUCAUCAUUAGUUUUGUGUGUAAUCAAGAUGCUGCCACAGCAUCUCUGCGGCUUCUUCACGAGGAGCUGGGCACAAGUUCACACGUAACGCACAAUGUCUUUUUUGAGAUGUUCACUGCUUUGGCAUGUGAGCCUGCACCUGUGGAUUGCCAAGUUACUGAUUCACACGGAAAAGAAUAUGACUUGGGUGACCUCAGUCUAGAUGACAAGUUUUAUGUUCCUCUGGACACCUCAGAUCAAGCCAGGUCUCAGAAGUUUUACAUCAACGUGUGCAAACCACUGCCUCGCAUUCCGGGCUGUGCUGCUGGUGCGAUCGGAGCAUGUGGUCAGAUAAAUGGCAUCGGACGUAAUCUGGGAUAUGUGCAGUCGAGUCUGCAGUUGGCUGCAGACGGCUCCAUCAGCAUUGUUUACCAAAAUGGUGACAAGUGCGGUUCAGCACGUUACUCCACCCGAAUCAUCUUCCAGUGUGACGACAGUCCUGGUGCACCAGUGUUUGAUCGCAAAGACGGCUGUGAAUACGUCUUCAUGUGGCGAACCUCAGAGGCUUGUCCAAUCAAAAGAGUACAUGGUGAAAACUGUAAAGUCACGGAUCCAAAGAGCGGAUACGAGUACAAUUUGAUGCCAUUGGCUGGAAAAGACUAUGAAGUGAAGGGUUCUAAUUAUGAGUAUCACUUCGCGAUGUGCGGCCCACUUAAAACCUCAGUCUGCCCACACGGUCCCGACUCUGUGUCCUCCUGUCAGGUAGAGGGCGAUAAACAUAGGAUUGCUGGGAUAGCCAAUCAAAACCUCACGUUUGAUGAUGGGAUCAUCAUGAUCAACUACACACAGGGAGAAACCUGUCACACUAUCUAUGAGCGAUCCACUGCUAUCAUCUUCUCUUGUGAUCACAGCAAGAAUCCUGGGAAGCCAGAAUUUAUUCGGGAGACUGCCGAUUGCACGUAUCUGUUUGACUGGCAAACAGCUUUGGCCUGCCCUUCGUUCAAAACCACAACCUGCUCUUACAAUGAUGGAAAUGGCCACUCCUAUGAUCUAUCCUCACUGGCCCUACACAAAUCGAAUUGGAUGGUCGUGCCAGAAGGGACCAAUCAGGCGCAACGUUAUUAUAUCAACGUCUGCAAGUCUCUGGUGCCUCAGCCUGGUUUGUGGAGCUGCCCAUCUAGCGCAGCUGCCUGUCUGAAGGAUGGAGACAAGUAUGUGAGUCUGGGGGAGGCAGAUAUGGGUCCAGAGUUGGAUAAUAACAUUCUGGUCCUAAAGUACACAAACGGAGAAGCGUGCGCAGAUGGCAAAAGAAAGAGAACCACCAUCAUCCGAUUCAGCUGCUCUCCCGACAAAGUGGACUCGGAGCCCAGUUUUAUCACAGCUCUUGAGGACUGCGUGUAUACCUUUGUGUGGUACACGGCUGCAGCGUGUCCUCUCAACAGCACUGAACACGGCGACUGUAAAGUCACAAAUCCUGCGACAGGUCAUCUCUUUGAUCUGAUUGCCCUCAAUCGGGCAGGAGGAUAUACGGUCUAUGAUCCUUUGGUCCCUAGAAAGAUGUUCAGAUUGAACGUUUGUGGCGAUGUACUCAAUGCCGGAUGCGCCCAAGGAACAGGUGUGUGCAUCAAGCAAACCACGAUGGCUGUAAGUGCUGGAAAAUCCUCUAAGAAGCUGGUGUAUAAGGACCAGGUGGUGGAGCUCACCUACGAUAGUGGAGACGCCUGUGCUGCCAACCCUUCCCUCAAACACAAGAGCAUCUUUACCUUUGUCUGCAAGUCUGAGGGAGCAGGAACAGAUGAGCCUGUGUUGGUGUACUCGGAUGAAGCAACUUGCACUCAUUUCUUUUCCUGGCAAACCCCACUGGUCUGUGAACAACAGGUGAAAUGCUCUGUUUGGAACGGCACCAACCAGAUUGACCUGAGUCCUCUGAUGCAUCUCAAUGGUUACUAUACAGCAAUAGAUGAUGAUGUGGAAACAGGAAAAUCUCCUGACUUCUACAUUAACAUCUGCCAGCCCCUUAACCCCAUCCCGGGGGUCAACUGUCCUCCAGGGUCCGCCGUGUGUAUGGACCCUGUUGAUGGGGAUCCAGUUGAUAUCGGGCGAAUUACUUCCCCUCCUCAGUAUAACAAGCAGACUGAAGAGGUGAUCAUCACCUUCAACAGCACAACCGUCUGCCCUACCAACCCAACCUUAACCUACUCCUCCAGGGUCAUUUUUACCUGUCAGAAAGGUGCUGAGCUGGGCUCUCCUCAUAUGAUUCGGGCACAGGACUGCAUGCAUGUUUUCGAGUGGGCUACUCCUGUGGUUUGUCCCGAAACCACUGCAUUAAAGGGCUGCAAACUGACUGUUUCCGAGCUACAGUACACCUUUGAUCUCUCUGCGCUGUCGGGGAUCGUUAAGGUUCCUCAAAGUUCGUAUAAAAUCAACGUGUGUGGAGCUGUGACAGACUCGGCGUGUAAGGACAGCGCAGUGUGUCUGAACUCCGCCGGCUCAACGGCUUCAUUCGGGAACAGCAAAUUAAUGCACCUGAGCUAUAAGAGAGAAGAGCAGGCUGUGAUCAUGCAGUACAGCGCAGGAGACCCCUGUCCUCAAUUGACUGAAAAAGAGGAAGUGUGCGCUUUCCCCUUUAAUUUCAUGAAAAAGUCUUACAGUGAGUGCACUACUGAGGGCAGAACUGAUGGAAAGAAGUGGUGCGCCACAACAAAUGACUACGACAAAGAUAAGAAAUGGGGAUUCUGCUCUGAUGCACUUGGAGGGAAGAGGCAGUCGUCCAUUUUAUUCUUUUGUGACCGAGCGGUGGGCCAUGGAAAACCUCAGCUGAUGAGUGAAACCCAAGGUUGUUCGGUCACCUUCCAAUGGAGGACGGAUGUGGUGUGCCCACCAAAGAAGGUGGAGUGCAAGCUGGCUGGCAAACACCAGACGUAUGACCUGCGGAUGCUUUCCUCUCUCACCGAGCCGUGGAAAUUUAGUCAUAGUGAUGAUUCGUGGUAUUUUAAUCUUUGCCAGUCCAUCCACGGUGGGCUAACAGGUUGUCCAGAAGAUGCUGCUGUGUGUCGCAAGCGUAGCAAUGGGAAAACGGAGACCCUGGGUCGUGUCUACACACAGACGAUGGAGGCUAUUAAUGAUGGAAGGAUCCUUGUGAGUUACUCCAUGGGGAACAAUGUUUGUGGAAAUCAACGACCAGCCAAAACUGUCAUCCAGCUGAAGUGUGGGAGCACAGUGGGUCGUCCGAAAUUUCUGAGGGAGGAUAAUGCCGCUUGUGAGUUUUGGGUGGAGUGGGAGACUCGCUUUGCUUGUGCUGUAAAGAAGGAGCAGGUGGAGAUGGUCAAUGGAACCAUCAAAGUACCCGAGACAGGAGCCACAUUCAGCUUGGGAAAUCUGUAUUAUCGUUUCCACAAUGCCACAGGAGACAUUCGUACCAAUGGAGACCGUUAUAUCUACCACAUCCAGCUGUCAGGGAUCACAGACAGCUCCAUUUCAAAGUGCAUUGGCACCAAUAUCUGUCAGGUCAAGAUUGAUGACAGUUAUAGACGAAAAAUUGGCUCCUCUAGCAAAGCCAAGUAUGUUGUCACAGGUGGAAACAUUGAGGUCGAGGUACAAUCUGAAUCUAAAUGUGGCCGUGACCAAAACAAGACCGUGCUUUCGAUCAUCCAGUUCCACUGUAGCCCUACAUCAGGAGAGGGUAUCCCAGAAUUCCAGGCGGAGACUGAUGGUUGCCAAUAUCUGUUUGUUUGGCACACUUCCAGAGUUUGUGAGUUUUUUUCACCCAUAGACCAGAGCAUUAAUGAUGGAGGGGAGGAGACUGGAAGUUUGUCUGGGAGGAGUCAGGCUUUGGGGGCGGUGCUUAGCCUCUUAAUGGUUGUGCUCACGGUCUGUUUGCUUGUCCUGCUACUGCACAAACGAGACAGGAGGCAAUUAGUUAUGCAGAAAGUGUCAAGAUGCUGCAAGAAAGGAAAUACAGUAUCUUACAAAUAUUCCAGGAUAAAUACAGAUGAGGACGGAUGUGAAGAUGAAAUGGAGUGGCUAAUGGAAGAGACGGAGACACCCUCCCGUGAGCCGCAACAGAACGGCCACAUCACCACCAAACCUGUCAGUGCCGAUGCUCUGCGAUCCUUCUCCCUGGACGAGCAGGACAGCGAAGACGAAGUGCUUUCGGUCCCGGGGGUCCGAAUGGCCCAGAAAUCAGUAUCAUCGUCUUCGAAGCAGCGGCUGGCUUUGAUGAAAGCAGAGAGCGAUGAAGACCUGGUUGGGCUUUUGGACGACACGAGGAGCAAGAACAUGGUCAGACACAAACCACAGCCAGACCCGGACGACAGCGAUGAUGAUCUUAUCAAAAUCUGAGGGCGCCGGGCAGCCCGACUGAACUUUUGAAAGUCUGUCAAUUGUUUCGUUGAUCCGUAGCUGUUUUUCAAAGGGAAAUCUAUUUAUCGUUCAGUCAAGAUUCAUUUACUAAAUAUUCAAUGCCUUCCUGACGAAACCUCGCUUUUGUCUUUUUGUUUAUUUGUGUUGGUUUUCUAUCGGUUUAAAUGAAUGAUGUACAGAAGAUAAAUUAUUAAAUGUGAAUUUAUUUGGUCGCCCGCAAACUUUCAGAAAUGGACUAUAUUGAUUUUUUUUAUUGUUAUUUAAAGUUUUGGGGUAAUGUUGUUUUUUCAGCUCACUGGAUAAUGCACUGUUCGAUAAAUAAUGAUGAUUGUGGCAGGUACCUUUAUAAAUUACAAUCAGAAGCAGUAUUUCACAUAUCUUGAGCUUUGUAGCACUAAGAGGACUUUGACGGGCUUGGCUAAGUUCAUAUUUAACGAAUUGUCACACGUUCUACGAUUGCGUUUUGCAUUGAUUUCACCUUCACGCUGACCCGGGUGUAAUGUUAGAACAUCCAUCUGUCUUUUUAAAUGGGCGUUUUAUACAAUGCUAUAACCGCCACUGCCAAUAAAGCAUGACAGCGUGAAAGCUGUGUAGGUUCGACGACUGCAGGGUUCUUUUAUAGUUGUCGUUACUCGUUGCAGGCAGUGUGGUUUUAGUUCGAUUUUUUUGCUUUAUUUUUAAUUAAGUUGUUUUUUUUCUCUGUGAUAAAGAAAUCAGUGCCUGAAAAAAGCCACUUCGAUGCAGGCUAAAUUGAGAAAGCACUUUUAGGUUUGCAUAAAGUGCCAUUUAAUUGCAGCUUUAUGCGAUAUUAUCUGGCUAAACUUUGUUGAUGUUCACAUGAACCUGCUUGUCCCAACUUUUUAAAAAUAUUUGCAGAAAUGUCAUUGAUUAGUUUCAGCUUAGCUUUAAUGUCCUACUGGCGAAAUUAAUUUUAAAAAAUUGACAAAGAUGCAUAAAUACAUUGGACAUCGAAGGGGCUUUCCGAAAAUGAGACUUUCUAGCCGGAAUGUCUAACGUUGCAGUGGAGGUUCAGCGGCACGUAUAUUCACUGCACCUUGACAUGCGUUCCUCAAACUGUUUGUAUUUUUAAUAAUUAAAUGCUUGUAUUUCCAUCCAUCAGUGUAUUCUUUACAUGUAUAGUUGCCAAAUAAACCCACACCAGUUCUGUAUGUCAUAACCCUGCUUCUUCUGAGAAGGUUUUGUUAAGGUACAGCAAGUCUGAAAGUCUGUAAUACUUUUGCACUUUGGACGUAGUUUUUUCAUCCUUUAGGACUGAAGGUGGAUGGUACGCUUGAUGGACUCUUCCCUCCCCUUUGUAAAAAUGUCUACUAAUGCUGUAGGGGUUAUCAUAUGGUACAGUUUUGUAAAACAUUUAAAGAUCAUGGGGUCCAUAACUCGUGCUUUUUCUGAUUUGAGGCUCUGGCUCUUCUCAUUUGUCAUGUUUUACAUCAUUUGGUUUUGCUAUUUAAUAAGUCUGUGCUGAGAUAAUCUGGCAUUUAUUUCAAUAAAAGUGAUCAGCUCCUCAGCAUGAA